CAUGCUCCUCUACAAAUUAUGCUCUUCUCCCCUUCUCGUCUUCUUCCUAAAUCCGCCACUCACAUUCUCUUUCAAACCCCACAUUCUUCCAAAACCACUACGAUCCAUGGCCUCCGGCAACAAUCAAUUCCCUCCCCAGAAACAGGAUGCUCAGCCUGGAAAAGAGCACCUCAUGGACCCCACUCCCCGUGCGGCCACUCACCACUACAAGCCUGCCAACAAGCUCGUGGGGAAGGUGGCCUUAGUGACCGGAGGGGACUCCGGGAUUGGGCGGGCCGUGGCGCACUGCUUCGCUUUAGAGGGCGCCACGGUGGCCUUCACCUACGUCAAGGGGCAAGAGGACAAGGACGCGAGCGACACGGUCAACAUGCUCUCCAAGGCCAAGCACGCUGACGCCAAGGACCCCCUCGCUAUACCCACCGACCUCGGCUACGACGACAACUGCAAGCGUGUCGUCGACGAGGUCGUCAACAGCUUCGGCAGGAUCGACAUCCUCAUCAACAACGCUGCCGAACAGUACGAGGCCGGCUCCGUCGAGGAGAUAGAUGAGCCCCGCCUCGAGAGGGUCUUCAGGACCAACAUCUUCUCUUACUUCUUCACCACCAGGCAUGCUUUGAAGCACAUGAAGGAGGGGAGCUGCAUCAUCAACACGACUUCAGUGACUGCUUAUAAAGGGAACCCGAAGCUGCUGGACUACACAGCGACCAAGGGGGCGAUCGUGGCCUUCACGCGGGGGCUUGCGCUGCAGCUGGUGCAUAAGGGGAUACGCGUGAACGGGGUGGCGCCGGGCCCUAUUUGGACGCCUCUCAUUCCAUCCUCCUUCACAGAGGAUGAGAGCGCCAGCUUCGGGAAAGAGGUGCCCAUGGGGAGGGCGGGGCAGCCUCACGAGGUGGCGCCCGCCUACGUGUUUCUUGCUUGCAAUGUCGAUUCGUCUUACAUAACGGGCCAAGUCAUCCACCCUAAUGGAGGAUCAAUCGUCAAUGGCUGAUCCGCUCAACUGUGCUUUUGGCUGCUACCUUAUGUACCGCUUUAUACUUAUAGAUAUGUAUGUGUGUUGUAAUGUAGACUAUGAUGCAAGUAGUCACAACAAAUGGGUUUCACCUAAAUAAACUUUUGUAUAUGUAGUUCGAUCU
Salvia hispanica is the source of this 1133-nucleotide messenger RNA. Its product is annotated as NADPH-dependent aldehyde reductase 1, chloroplastic-like. The record is from RefSeq and is a predicted model, not a curated record. Gene Ontology annotation, molecular function: oxidoreductase activity. NCBI's taxonomy places the organism in Eukaryota, Viridiplantae, Streptophyta, Magnoliopsida, Lamiales, Lamiaceae.